This is a messenger RNA of Trichosporon asahii var. asahii CBS 2479, 633 nucleotides long. RefSeq lists its product as uncharacterized. Lineage: Eukaryota; Fungi; Basidiomycota; Tremellomycetes; Trichosporonales; Trichosporonaceae. The record is from RefSeq and is a predicted model, not a curated record. The transcript has 3 exons. The coding region runs from base 1 to 633 and encodes 210 amino acids.
AUGAAGGACCACCCCCACCCCCACCUCCAGCCUGAGGAUAUGGGCAUCGAGCACCCGGACGCCGCCGAGGAGGAUUUCAUGGAACACGCCGUGAACCUGGAGUCGAGAAAGACCCACGGGUCCAACUCUCAGUUGCCGAGUGCACCAGCUGACAGCAGAUUCUACAACGAGGGCUACGCCGCGGGCCACGCCCACGGCAAACUGCACGGAUUGUUUGAGGGCCGGCAGCUCGGACUUGAGAAGGCGUGGGAGAUCUGGGAGGAGGUCGGGUUCUACGAGGGCUUUGCUGCUGUUGCUGAGCGCAAGCUGGCGACGUCGGGCGGGUCGGGACGGAAGGAUGCCAAAACACAACUGCACAUUAAAACCCUGCGCGAGCUCAUCUCGCAAUUCCCCACCACGAACCCGACACCAGCGGGCGGAGAACCAGUGCCGGAGGACGAGGGGCCGGAUCUUGCCUCGCUCAUGUCCCAGAUUCGCGCGCGGUACCGUCUCCUCUGUACCAGUGUUGGCGCGCGACCCCGUCUCGUCGCCGUCAGCAAGGACGGAACGGACGGCGCGCUGCCGUCUGCUGGCGUCGUGGAGGGGAUUGAGGGGCCGAUGAAGGGCGUCGACACGCGGCAGCUCAAGUUCUAG